Malassezia japonica is the source of this 2433-nucleotide messenger RNA. RefSeq lists its product as uncharacterized. The coding region runs from base 1 to 2433 and encodes 810 amino acids. The record is from RefSeq and is a predicted model, not a curated record. Lineage: Eukaryota; Fungi; Basidiomycota; Malasseziomycetes; Malasseziales; Malasseziaceae. Gene Ontology annotation, molecular function: protein binding. The transcript has 2 exons.
AUGGCCGACGCGAGCGCGCAUGCUGGGCGCGCGGACGUGGGGCCCAGCGGCAGGGAGCCGGACGGUGUCGACGCGCACGGCAGUGCGUCGCCGACGGCGGCGGCGCACGGCGCAAACGGCGCGUGCAAAGCGCCGCCGCUCGCCGCGUCGCGCACCCGCCAGCCCCCGGCGCGCGGCAUUUUGCGAGCGCCGCCGCCGGGGAGCAGCAGUGCGCUGUGGCUCGGAAAGGAGCUUGUCUACAACCUCAACAGCCGCCUCGCGCAGCAGAAUCUGCCGUCGCUCCCGGUCAAGGUGCCCAACACCGGCGCCGUGUCGAUGCUCACCGGCGUCUUUCGGCGGUGGGGCAGCGCGGCCGGCGCCGCGGCGGAGGCACCGCACGAGGCACCGCCAGCAGACGCGCCAGCGCCGGCCCACGCCGGCCGCCGGCGGCACGUCCACUUUCGGGUCGAGGACCUCGCCCACACCUAUCCGAUUGCAACGGCGGAUGCGCCCGGUGCCGAACGUGCGACGCGCGACCGGAUCGAGGAGGAGUAUGAGAUGCGUAUGAACCGCCUGCUUGGCCGUGCAUGGACGCCGGGCGAGCUGCAGGGUCUGUACCGCAUGUGCUGCCGCGCGCGCGAACAGGCGCCGUGCGGCCCCAUCCUCCGGGCGCUCGACCAGGCGGCGUCGUGGCCGCGGGGCCAGCACACGCUCGACUUUACCUCGGUCGACUUGCGCGCGCACGCGCAGCCGCUCGCCGACAUGCUCGGCGCGCCCAUGGCGCUGCAGCGCCUCGUGCUCGAGGACUGCCACCUGACCGAUGCCGGCGCCGCGGCGAUCCUCGAUGCGUUGCUGACCGCGUCGAGCGUGCGCUCGCUGAGCCUCGCCGGCAACGUGCACGUCCGCGCGCAGGGCUGGGACGCGCUGGGCGACCUCGUCGCCCAAGGCACGCUCGAGCACCUCGACGUGUCGGAAAACAGCCUGGCGAAAAGCGCGGUGCGUGCGCUGUUGGGAGGCGGCGCACACAAGCUGCAGACGCUGCGUAUGGAGCAGUGCGAUCUGCGUCCCGCGUCGCUCGACAUUAUCGCGCACGCCGUGCACCAGUCGCCGCUGCGCCACCUGUCGCUGCGCCGCAACCGCAUCGGCGGCCACGGCGUCGAGGUCCUGGCCGCCGUACUGCGCGACGUCCCCGAGGACGCUGCCGCUGCGAUCGAGGCGGCCGAGCAUGCCUCGCCCCUCGCGAGCGGCACGGAGCUGUAUCCCCCCCACGGCGAUGCGCCCGUCGCGCGUGCGCUGCUCGAAGGCACGCCGGUCGGCCUUUCCGAUGCGCACGAGCGCCUCCGUGCAGAGCUGAUGCGCGGUGCGGCCGCCUUUCGGUCGGUGCUCGCGCCGCUGCCAGUGUGCAGCGCGCUUUUGACGCUCGAUCUCAAGUCCAACAUGGUGCGCGGCAAUGUGGCGCCGCUCGCCGCAGCCUUGCGGCGCAACCGGACGCUGCGUGUGCUGAGCCUGAGCGACAAUGAGCUGGACCCCCUUGGCCUGGCGCUCCUGGCCGACGCGCUGCGCUACAACACCACACUCGAGACGCUCGACGUGAGCCACAACCCCUGCUGCGCGGAUAUGGUCGGCGUGCUGCGCCUGCGCGAGGCGCUCGCGGUGCACCCCAAGCUGAAGCGUGUCUUUUUGGCCAACACGCAGCUCACGCCCGAAGGCGCCGUGGCGCUCGCCGAGUGCCUGCCGGAUGCGCGCCAUCUGCUGCACCUCGACCUUGCCGGUAAUCCGCUGCGCCUCGUCGGCACGCUCGCGCUGCACACGGGCCUCACGGCGAACGCGUCGGUGCGGUGCCUGGACGUGUCGGUGGACACGUCGGACGCCGAGCAGCUCGCUGCGGCGCAGCGCAUCUACGACGUGUGCCAUGCCAAUGCCGAGGCCGCACACGCGCGCGCGACGACCGGCACGGCGCGGCACCAGGCGCACCAGGCGCUGGAGCGCUCGGUGCUCGCCGCGGCGCUGCACAAAAUCCAACCCCCGUCGACGGCGCACAUUGAUGCGCUGGACGCGGCGCGCCACGCGCUGCGCCCGGAGGCGGGUGAGAGCGAGCAGGCGUCGGCACGCGCGGCACUCGAGCACGCCGUGGAGCACUGGCCCAGCGCCGACGAAAAGAUCCUACCGGAGGCGCAGGCGGUUCUCCAUCAGCUAUGCGAUACCAAAAAUCCCCCUACUCUUUCGCUCGAGAUGCCCAACACCUCGAGCGAACAGCCCAAGAGCCCGACCGCGCAGCGCGCCGAGGGGCUCUUGACGGAGGAAAGCAAGGUCUUCCGGCAGGCCAAGACCCUCGAGGUCAGCGACGAACACCACUCGCCUGUGCACACGUCGCCGACGCUCGACGACGAGGACAAGAGCGGCGACGAACUGCGCCAGGAGAUCCUCGAAGCGACACGCACGGCCGUGAACUAA